AUGUCCUGAUCCUGCCGUGGCGCUGACACCGAGUGCGCUCUGCAUCUUUAAAACAGAAAAAAGAAAAAAAGAAAAGCCAAAGAAAAACACACAACCAGCUCAGUCAUAACUGUGGGACGAUAAGGACUACCUCUUUUUACUUUUAGAGAGAGCCAAGCCGUUAGGAGAGCAUUCAGCAUCAGCUGUUCGACACUGGUCUCUCAUUGCUGGAAGUCGAGGCUAAAUCAGUCACAUGACAGAACUGGAGGCAGAGAUCUAGAGAAAAGGCACAGCAUUUCGGCUUGCACCGCCAUACUGUAUUUUGAGCCAUAUCACAUUUUUAUUGCAACAUUUUACUCCCGCUCGGUGAGUACAUUUUCAAUGGCUUUUUUGUAAGCAUUUUUUGUCUUUUUAAUUGCCCCCUUUUUUAUUUUUACUCCUUUUGCUGGUGUUUGAAUUGAGCAUUGACAUGGUGGUUUUGAGCGUUUUUCACAUCCAGGCUUCAAGUUUUUAGCAUGCAGUUAUUCUGAUCGAGAGUGCCAAGAGGGUAAUCGGUGCGGUAUCUUGAGAGAGCCUUUAUUUGCUUGCAGUUUUGUUUCGAGGGUCGAAACCAAGCAGCUUUUGUCAGUAUUGAGAUUUUUCAAACAAUUUAUUGGUGGUUUUGAAACAUUUUUAUUUUUUUGUUUCUGUCGACUUUUGCUGUUGCUAUGCUUUGGUUUGCAUUUUGCAGUGUUGUUUGUUGCCUUCGAGUUUUGUGAUUUUGAUGUGUCGGUGAAUCCCACCGCCCUUGCUUUUACUUUGUUCUUCUUUUCUUUAUAAAAAAAGGAGUCAUUUUUAAAGCCCGAUGACAUUUUAACGUGAUACUUUUCUUGCAGCUGAGCUCUCAGGUUUGUUGUUUUUGUGUUUCUCUCUUUUUUCGAUUUCAUUAUACUUUUGCUGGUGGCAUUGUCAAGUAUUUUUGGAUGUUAACGUUUUUUGACUAGAUGAUGCUGGGUGGACGAGGGGAGUUUUGAUUCUUGGGGGAGUUCAAUGCGUUUUUGUUUUCUGUAUCAACGAGGAUGAACAGACAUUUUCCCUUUUGCAGGAGGGCAACUGGAGGAGAAUGACUGGUAAACUCCAGACCAGCAACGUGACCAACAAGAAUGACCAGCGCUCUCUAAACUCCAGAGUCUUUAUUGGCAACCUCAACACAGCCAUCGUCAAGAAAACCGACAUAGAGGUCAUCUUCGCCAAGUACGGCAAGAUAGUGGGUUGCUCUCUGCACAAAGGUUACGCCUUCGUACAGUAUUUGAACGAGAGGAACGCCCGAGCAGCUGUGGCGGGAGAAAAUGCCCGUAUCAUCGCUGGACAGCCUCUUGAUAUAAACAUGGCGGGCGAACCCAAGCCGUACCGGCCCAAAGCAGGCUCCAAACGGCCGCUCUCAGCUGUUUAUAGCGGUUAUGAAUUUGAUUACGAGUACUACAGGGAUGAUUUCUACAACAGGCUUUUCGACUACCACGGCAGAGUGGCCCCCCCACCGAGAGCCGUGAUUCCCGUCAAGCGCUCCAGGGUGCUCGCUCCCUCCUCCCGCCGCGGGAAGACCUCCCUCCCCGUCAAGACCGCCUCCUCUUCCUCCUCUUCAUCCUCCAGACCUCCCACGUCAUCCUCCUCCUCCGGGCUCAAACCGGUGAAGACGGACCAGCUCCAAACUAUUAAACGGGAGCUCACCCAGAUCAAGUUGAAGAUCGACUCUUUGCUGGGACGCCUGGAGAAGAUCGAGAAGCAGCAGAGAGCCGAGUCUGAAGCUCAGAGAAAAUACGAGGACAACUGCGACUCCCUUCACGAGGAGUCUGUGUCAGAGACGGCGGAAAACUCUGGGGAGGAGGCCGGCGACGGGGCGCUGGACGUGGAGGCGGGAGAGAUGACCGACGGAGGCGAGGACGACUACGACGAUGAGGGCAGCCACCAUCUGAUAGAGAACCAUGUAUCGGACAUUGACAACUGAGACCAGGACGAGGCAGCAGACACUCCUGGGUCGGUGGUAUUAGAAUUCAUCAUCACCUUCAAGAGACAGAAAAAAAAAAGAUCUCCUGAGGGAUCAAGACUCUCAUUGUGGACUGUAAGUUAUAUUCAAGAGAUGCUGAAUCACAUUUAGAUGCCCAACUGUGCAGCACAAACCGAACGUGAUGCUUCAUCCUUGAAGAAAAUGUAUCCAAGACCCAUUUCAAUACAUUGGCCACCUCCCCAUGGAUAUUCUGUACAACUUAUAUGUCAUUGCAAGAGGCUGACGGUAUCAUGCGCUAAUCCUGUUGCUGGGAAGAAAAAAAAAAUGGAAAGGGAAUGAAAUGAAGGCUUUUUAUUCAGAUUUCUAAAUUGAAUUGGGUGGAAAGGAAAAGGGAACAUGACAUUGUUGAUCAUCCGCUGUAUGAAAUGUGUUUGCAAUGUAAUUUCACAAAACUGUUUUCCGAACGAAUUUCUGUUGUUGCUCAAAGAUCAAAUGAAACAUCGAUGCCGUCUGUCUUUGGCUUUGACUCGAGCGCAAGCCAACAGCUACCAGCAUAACUUUUAUUCAGCUUAUCCAUUUAUCACACAAAUACCCUGUGGGGCUGUUCCAUCAUAUAGUCCAACUCCUGCCAAUUUUUAGAAGCAGAAAUUUGCUACUGCGUGGUAGAGAGCCAACACUGGCACAGGCGUCCUGCCAGGGCGCAGUGCCCUAACCUCUCAAUGCGCUCCUCCCUGCUCGGCCUGUGCAUCCCAACAUGGACCGCUGCUGUUCGGGAGCCAACGCCCUUUAUCCGUCUCCUCUGCUAUUCUCCCGCCGCAUUCUGCAUUCUGUCUCGGCGAAGAAGCAAGGCAACGUUUUUUUUACAUAUUGAGGCGCGUUGAUAUUAUCGAAGUAUGUGAUCUUAGUUCCAGAUGGCUGAUUUAUACAUUUCUGAUUUAAAAUAUGGACUAAUAUUAACACUACACAAUGGCUAAUGCUGCCUCUUUAAAAACAAUGCAAAGCUGUAUCCCAUUACUCCUUUUUAAUAAAGAAAACCCCCAUAAAUGGCAAUAUUAAAGAUAAAGUUGAUCUGGCCAGCAUUAAUGUUUUGUCCACUCAUUUGGUGCGGUUUACUAACAUGAUGUCAUUUCUCAGUCCAUUUGUUUUCAUUGUUGCCAUGUGGAGCUGCUAACAUGCAUUUUGACAUUUUAUUUAACCUGAUUAUCAAUAAAUUGCUGCAAAAAUGAAUCUUGUCACCGAUGAGGUGAUGUCGCCAUGUUUGUCCAAUUUUUUUUUUCUCCCAAUAUGUAACAGAGUAAAUGUACUCCAAACCAUGACAAAGGCAUGUUCCGUUUGACUUUUAAAGCUGUUCUCAGGAGGUGGUAGGUGUUAAGAACUAAUAUGCACCAGGUGUGCCAGCUGAUUGGUCAGGAGCAUCAAUUAGACUGUCAGCCAAUCAGCUGGCACACCUGGUCUACAGUAAAUUAGCUGUAGAUAGGAUUGUAAGCAAAGGCUGGCAGUUAGCAAGGCUCGUGGGCUAACGACAUUAAUCACAGCUGUACGUUAUACAGCUUCUUAUCAAACACUCGUUAACCUCUAUCAUUGUCCUUGCACUCACUGCAGCCAAGUCACAGCUUCUCUGCUGCUCGCAGAACUUCACUCGUACGGUGUUGAACUCCUCUUCUGCUCCUGCUGAAGUUUCUUUUUUGUUAAAGAGUGAAAGAAGAUAGGCCCUUAUUCUUACUGGAUAUCAGUAGUCCUGAAUUGCUUUAAGAGUUUAAUCGUGUGCUCAUUAUUAGUUUAAAUUAGUUGUUUCUCCCCCCCCCCCCCCUAAAUUACGUAAAAAGCUUGAGUAGAUAGUUCUGGUACUUUUUGCCCAGGUUUUGGGAUAUGUGCCCUUGAGAGAUGUAGCCACCCCGAUGCAAAUUUACUAAAUUAAUUUGUGGUGCUUGAAGCUGUGUAAUUAGAAAAAUUCAACAGCAGUGAUUUUGUUUGUUUUUCAGACCAAUUGUCCCUAACUACUCACACAAGCGAUGGAGUAAUCACCUGAGUAAUGGUGGGGGGGUUUUUUAUUAAUGUAAUUGUUCAAUGUUUUUGAACACUAUAAGCAUAACACUUAUUAGCACCAAACCUGAGCAAUUAAAACCAAAGCACCCAGGAGUAAGUAAUACAGUAUUGUUUUGUAAUUUGGUUGAACGGACCCCUUUUUCUUUUAAGAGAAUGAUUUAAAUGUGAAGGAACGGUCGCCUUGCACAAUUUCAUGACCACAACCGUCGCACCUGGCAGUGCUGCCUGAAAAAAAAACAUCAAAUAAAAUGUCUGUCCUGCAGCUCAUUGAAAAAUAAAUGUCUGGU
Messenger RNA from Cottoperca gobio, 4296 nucleotides. RefSeq names its product RALY RNA binding protein like (gene ralylb). The transcript is spliced from 9 exons. Gene Ontology annotation, molecular function: RNA binding. NCBI's taxonomy places the organism in Eukaryota, Metazoa, Chordata, Actinopteri, Perciformes, Bovichtidae. Gene Ontology annotation, cellular component: nucleus. The record is from RefSeq and is a predicted model, not a curated record. Bases 1082 to 1963 code for a protein of 293 amino acids.